AUGGAUAUGGGUGGUGGAGCAAGGCAAAAAGUGAGAAAGCCAAGGGCAGACAGAGGAAGGAGAAGUUGGAGCAGGCAAGAGGAAGAAGUUCUAAUUGGGGCUCUGAAAGGAAUUGUCGCUAUUGGAUGGAAAGCAGAUAAUGGAUUCAGAAUGGGGUUUUUGAACGUUCUAGAACAGGAACUGAGGAAACAAAUGCCUGAAACUGAUUUACGAGGACUGCCACACAUCAACUCCAAGAUUCAUAUUGAUGGAAAUGCUCGCUUAAAGCGAUAUAAAAGUUGGCCAUACUACUAUGACUGGAUCCACAUUUUUGGAAAAGAUCGGGUGACGGGCGAACAAGCCGAGGACAUUCUCGAUGCGGUCAGCAAUGUCAACAUUGGAAAUCCUGAUAUAUCACCUACCCCAGAAACACAACCAACUGAUGAUUUUGGACUUGACCAAGAUGAAAAUGUUCCAGAAACAUUGUCUGAAAGCAUCCCGCCUUCCUCAAGUGGAGGUAAGAAAAGUAGCGGCCGCAAACGGAAAUCAAUUGAAUCUGCUGAUCCUUUAUGUGAUGUCAUGAGAAGCUUCUCUGAAAAUAAAAGUGCUCGGUUAUGUGAAGUUGCAAAACGAAUCGGUUAUGAGUACGAUGUGUCCCAAGCACGAAAGGAUGUGUUCGUUGUAGUUCGUGGCAUUGAGGGUUUGAACUUACAGGAACAACUUUUCAUAUCGAAGAUACUUGUGAAGAACACGGAUGAGCUAGACUUGUUCUUCAGCUUGGAUGAGGGUGCAAAAGCAGAAUUUGUUCGGAUGAAAUUAACAGGGACCUUUUAG
Molecule: messenger RNA, 813 nt
Organism: Striga hermonthica
Lineage: Eukaryota; Viridiplantae; Streptophyta; Magnoliopsida; Lamiales; Orobanchaceae
Source: the annotation of a GenBank genome assembly